Leptopilina heterotoma is the source of this 4973-nucleotide messenger RNA. RefSeq lists its product as uncharacterized. The record is from RefSeq and is a predicted model, not a curated record. NCBI's taxonomy places the organism in Eukaryota, Metazoa, Arthropoda, Insecta, Hymenoptera, Figitidae. Gene Ontology annotation, biological process: monocarboxylic acid transport; transmembrane transport. The transcript has 4 exons. Gene Ontology annotation, molecular function: monocarboxylic acid transmembrane transporter activity. The coding region runs from base 1132 to 3735 and encodes 867 amino acids.
GCUUUCACGAGACCAAAACACAUAUAUGAGAGCAGCUUGAUUCUUUGCGCAUAGUCCUCGUCGUCCAUCUUCGAAAAUCUAGAAUCUCUUUAUUGUUAUAACCAUUCACUGUGGCAGCACCUGAGACAUCAACGAAAUAAAUUCACGUGCAGAAAAUAGAAUACAAAAAUAAAAAAAAAAACAAAUCCCCCUCUUAUUCACUAUCGUCAUCAUCAUCAUUAUCUCUCGUCUCACUUUUUUUUUCUCCUGCGGCAGCAAAAAAGUGAAAUUUUUUCGGAAAAAUUCACUUUUAGAUUGACCCUAUCCUUAAGUCUUAAUUGACCUCACGAGUGUUGUCGCGAUUCUAAUUAAAGUUCGCACUCCCAGGCGAAGGCUAGUAAUAAAAGAGCGUCAUUUGGAGUGUGUGCGUGAUUUUUUUUGCGUGUGACGACAAAAUUUUCAUUUCCUUCUUUUCAUUCCAAAAAAUAUUUUUAAUUUCAUUGUUUCUUCUUUUGUGCUCUUCCUAUAAGCUCGUGAAUAUUGAAAAAAAAUUUCCCCAUAUAUAUUUCUGAGAGAAAAGUGAUUUUGUAUAAUUAUUCUUCACGUUAAUUUAACAUGCAGUGCGUGGCUGUUUUUUAGCACCUGUUCAAUAGCUGCGACCUUGCGUGUAAACCGAAAGAGCUGAAGUAGAACCGUUCGCCGCAUGGGUGCCUGGGUUAGUGAUCGUGUCGUGGAGGAGGAGGUGGUCCUGAGAAUUCAGGAUACGUGGAAUUGGACGACAACAAUUCUGGGUACCAUCUGCGAUGGUGGCGGCGGUCAACACGAGACCAGGUCUUCCUUGUCCCUGUUACCGCUUCGUCGUCAAUUUACUCGACAGCUCUACGAGUGGCCAAUUACACCUUUAUUUAAAUCAAGGACGAAACUAGUCAAUUUUUAAGUUUAAUGAUAAAGAAAUAUUUUGUGAUUUGUGUGAUAAAUAUAAUCGUUUAAGCGUCGACCGAAGUUUUCAAGGAAGAGUAAAGGAAUCGAAAACGAAAGAAUUCCCCCCACACACCCCCUUUAUUCUCAAAAAUCGUUCGUCUCCCCUUUACCCACCAAGAAAAAAUAAAUUCACAACACACACCCCCAACAAAUUCACAAUUCGAAUUCACAAUGGCCGAAUGGAAAUUCUUCAAUGGCGAGAAAACGAAUCCAAUAUUAACCGAGAAUGACGAUAAUAAUGAUGAUGACGAUGAAGAUGAAUUGUCGAAAAUUGGAAAAAUUUCCGUUCAACUUGUAUUUCCUGAAGAAAAUCUCAAUUAUAGAUUAAUUCAGGAGAGUAAUAAUGAUGAGAAGGAGAAAUUUAUUGAAAUUGAUCCUAGUGAUCAGGAAUCGGGUUUGCAAAUUCGUAUAGAAGCUCUUAAGGAAUUGAAGAAUUUGGAACAACAAAAUUCACCUAAACGACCAGAGAGUCUCUAUAGGGAGGAUUCACAAAAAUUGAAAAAUGUUUUUACAGAGAGAAAUACAAUUUUUGGUUCGCCACCACGUUUACUUGUGGUUAAUAAUCUCACUAUUAAUGAAAAGAGUACGGAGAAAUUGGUUAAUGGUAAAUCGCCAAAAGACGAAAAGCAAGUACUUCAUGUUCAAUUCAAUAAGGAGUCAAAUUGUAAAAAUCAGAAUCAGAAUCAGAAGAUUAAUCAAAAGACAAAUAUCUCAUUAUCGACGUCAAGUUCAAGUAGUUCGGAGGAUAAUUCGAGUUUGGAAAAUUUCUCCGAACCAAGACCACCUGAUGGAGGUUGGGGUUGGGUUGUUGUUGCGGCAUCAUUUAUGGUGAAUCUAAUAGCCGAUGGUAUUACAUUUUCAUUUGGUGUAAUCUUUGUGGAAUUUGUCAAGUAUUUUGGUGAGGGAAAAUCGAAAACCGCUUGGAUUGGCAGUCUAUUUAUGGCGAUGCCAUUGCUUUCGGGACCAAUUGCUAGUUUUUUAACAGAUCGUUACGGUUGUCGUAAAGUCUCGAUAGUCGGUAGUAUUUUAGCGACAACUGGCUUUGUCAUCAGUUCGUUUGCAAAUUCCAUGUGGAUUAUUAUUUUAACGUUUGGUGUUAUCUCGGGUUUUGGUCUCUCGCUCUGUUUUGUGGCGGCGGUUGUUAUUGUCGCUUACUAUUUCGAUAAGAAGCGUUCAUUUGCCACCGGACUUUCGGUUUGUGGAAGUGGAAUCGGAACCUUUAUUUUUGCUCCCCUUACUCAGUAUCUCUUGGCUGAAUAUGGCUGGCGUGGUACGACGCUAAUUCUCGCGGGUUUGUUUCUAAAUCUCGCCGUGUGCGGUUGUUUAAUGAGGGAUUUGGAAUGGACGACGACGAGAGCAAAGGCGAAAACUGAGGAGAGGAGGAAAAAUCGAGAGAAGAAAAGAUCGAGAAUACAGAGUUCGAGUGCUGAUUCGUUUUCGGCCAGUAGUUCGGCGAAUACAACAACACAAACGCCGCACGGUGAUGCAAAACGUGGUUUCGCCUCGGCGAAUGCAAUGAUUAUUGAGAAUUUACGCGUGCAGGACGAUGAGGACGGGGGGAAAUUGUUUUCCAGUUUGGUGAAUUUGCCGACGUUUGUGAAGAAUGGCGAGAAGGUGCCAUUGGAAGUUUUGGAAUUGUUGAGUACGAGAAAGAAUGUUUACAAUGUUCUACUGCAGAAUUAUCCGAGUCUUUUGAUAUCGUCGAGAAGUUUUAGUGAUUCGGGUGCACUUCAUGAUCAGUUGAGUAUUCCGUCGGCGAGAUUUGUACCAACACCGAGUCCAUUGGUUGAUCCGAAGCAGAGUUCUACCAAGGAGCAUGGUGAGAAAAGUUGUCGACAGAAUAGUGAUGCUGCAUAUCUUUGGUGGUUGAAGAAAAUUAAUACCGAGAGUCCAUUGAGACGUUCUAAUAGUUUACAGCACAGUAAAAAAGAACCAACGGCUUAUUUAAAGGAUAUACGUGUGCACAGACAUAGUUUAACUUACAGGGGAGCUAUGCUCAAUAUCAAUAGAUAUCGAUUGAGAGCGUCUAGCUGUCCCGAUAUUUAUCGGAAUUCAAUGACAACAAUUGCUAAAACAAAAAGUGUUUGGUAUGCCGGUCUUUGGGAAUUUUGGGAUUUGCUUGUCGAUAUGCUGGAUUUUUCUCACUUUAGUGAUUCAAGAUUUUUGCUCUUCUCUAUCAGCAAUUUUCUUCUACAUUUUUGGUACGAUGUGCCUUAUGUGUAUCUCACCGAUAAUGCCAUCGAAAUGGGCUUCAGUCAGAAGGAGGCGUCGAUUCUUAUUUCGGUUGUUGGCAUCACUAAUAUGGGAGGAGAGAUAUUCCUUGGCUGGGCUGGCGAUCGAGCUUGGGUGAAUACCUCAAUGGUGUAUGCGGUCUGUAUGUUUCUCUGCGGUACUGUAACGGCGAUGAUUCCCUUAGCGGUCAACAACUAUCCUGCACUAUGUGCAAUUUCCGGUGCCUUCGGACUCUUCAUCGCUGCAAACUACAGUCUUACUAGUAUUAUUCUCGUUGAAGCCAUCACCCUGGAGAGAUUCACUAAUGCCUACGGUCUCCUUCUACUUGUUCAGGGCAUCGCCAAUCUCAUGGGACCUCCACUUGCUGGUUGGCUUUAUGACAUCACAGGCUCUUAUGACUGGUCCUUUUAUCUGGCGGGAUUUUUCAUAGCUCUCAGCGGAACAAUGCUAAUAGUUAUGCCACUUGUGGACAUAUUUCGCAGAUGCUGCUGUACAAAACGAAAAGAGGAAUCAGGACAAUUUUCUGACAUCAACAGUGUUUGAAAUACAAUAGGGAAUAAUAAUUCUGAGAAUUGAAAGAUAUAAGCGACAACAAUAAUAUUAUAUAUAAAUAAAAACACUUCCAAGCAGGAAUUGCGAAGCGUCUUUGUGUAUUUCAAGGACGAUUGAAAAUCGUCUUAUUAGCAAUAUUAAUUUCUUUUUUUACAUUUCUUCUUAUAUACAUAUAAACAUCCGAGUCCAUGGAAUUUCACCUAGUUCCUUCCGUAGAAAGAGAGAGAAAAAACAACGUUAGUUAAUAAGUAUAAUUAGCCGACGAUAAUUACACAAUUUUUUAAUACUUCGCUAAUAAUUAUACAAAAACGUCGGAAUAUUCUUUUUUAUAUAGUGAACAAAAAAUAGCACACCAAAAAUGUAGGUUGCUAAACGACCUUUUUCAAACGUUUGAAAAUUGCCUGCCUCGAAAAUUCCUUUUGUAUAUAUGAAAGGACGCAAUUUUUUUUUUCCAUUUUUGUCAGUAUGAUGAAAAUGUAUUAACAACGUAAUUUAUUAUUGUCAUCAAUCACUUUUGAGUGUUUCGUGAUAGAAAUUGCGUAAAAAGAAAAAAUUAGAGCAAGAAGCUUGCAUAGUAGUUAUUCGAUUCUGAGUGACUCGUACGGUGUACAUUUUUUUUCUCUAAAAAAUUUUCUCGAACAACUGAUAAUUGGUGAUGAAAAUAGAAAUUUGAUCAUUGACAAGAAAUAUUGGAAUAAUAAUUGCAAUCUGCAAUAAUAAAAAUUUAUUUUCUUUUCAUGAAAAAUAAAUUUAUUUAUUAUAAAUAAAUUGAUAAUUUAAAAAAAAAUUAUUGCAAAAUUAAAUUUUUUUAUUUGUUGUAAAUAAAUAAUAAAAUUGAGGUUGAUACAACAAAAAUAAGAGAUUUUCCGAGUCACUCAAAAAAAAAAAAUAUACUAACGAGUUCCGAAUCUCAGGAUAAUUUUCGCUGCCACAUACUAGAGUGGUGGCAUCCUCGAAGUUUAUAAAGUAUUCUCUUAGGUUUUUGCUGUUAAAUUUUUUCCUUGUUCUGCUUUAUGAGAAUUUGAAAAUCUGGUUAUAAAAAAAGACAAUAUAGAAUCAGAGUGUUUAAAAAAUAAUUCAAUUUAAAAAAAAUUUCCUCUUUGAAAAUUUCAAAUUAAAAUCUUACAAAUUAUUAUUAUAGAUGAGGAUUUAUUCAAAUCACAUUUUUCCUCAAAAGGAAACUGAAAUUAGCGAGUUUGCUGAUUAACAAAUUUUUAAAACUUAAAAAA